AUGAUGACCCCUACCGCGAACGCCAACGCCCAUGUGCAGGCCAACGCGAAUUCGCAGCCGUCGCAGAUGGUGGAGCCGGCCGACACCCCAUCAAGCCGGCGACGUCGUGCGACUACGCUCAACGCAGAUGACGAGGCCGAGGCCGGGGACGAAGAUGAAGACGAAGACGACUCAGACGACGAGGACGAUGACGAAGAGGACGAAGACGAAGACGAUGAUGACGACGCCCCCGUGUUCAUGUCCAUGCCACCGCGGCAAGCCAACGCCAACGCAAAUGCCAACCAGCAGGUGCGAGGUAUGGCCUCAGUCGUGUACGGGGGCUACGCCUCGCGCUACAGCCGCGGUCCUCGUCAUGACCUCACUGGAGCCCCAGCUGGUGCGGGCAUCAAUUGGAUGUUCUACUCUGGCAAGUCGCCCUCCCUCCCGGACCGUGUCUACAUUCACCAGUUCCACGACUACUGGUGGGCUGACUACCGCCGCCUGGAAUACGAGCACUCGUUCAUCCAGUGGCUGUUCCCCGUCUUCGAGUCCUCCGGCUCGGAAGCCAAGCUUAUGCGGGAGGACUUUGACAUCGCCACACGCGUCAUUCGAUCGUACAGGCUGAUGCUCAACUUCUACGGCCUGCGCCUGGUGUCGGAGGUGACGGGCGAGGUGGCCAGGUGGCCCGGCAUCUGGCGCGACCGCUACGACAACCUCAACUGGAGCGGCCACAACAACCUCCGCAUCACGCGCAUCCUGACGAGCCUGGGCGAGUUGGGAUUCCAGCGCUACAAGAAGCCGCUGCUGGACUUCCUCACGAAGGAGAUCACCCAAAACCGGCAGCUCCCCAACUGCCGCUCCUCGCUCAUGGGCUUCUGGUCCAAGACGCUCGACUACUCCUCACCCUCGUACAAGGCCAAGACGAAGGAGGACCCCGACGACCGGGAGGACAGCGUGUUCUUCCGCCACAUGGCGGAGAAUUCGGCCGAAUACCAGAAGUGGGUGGCCGAGGAGGCCCAGGAGCUGGCCCGGCGCGAGCAGGGCCUCGACGAGGCGCAGCGGCGCGACGACGACGAGGAGCUGCGGCGGAAGGAGAGGGGCGAGCCCGAGCCCGAGUCCGUGUCGCCCUGGUCGACCUCGCUGAGGUACGGCGGCACGGGGUCGCGCUGGGCCGGCAGGUGGCAGCACGAAGAUGAAGACGACGAAGAGGACGAGGUCAGCAGCACCAGCAGCGACGGCGAAAACGCCGAGCGGGUGGUGAGCGAAGAUGGUGGUGACGAUGGCAGUGAUGAUGACGAUGCCGGAAGUGAAGACAUCAAGGGCGAUGACGACGGCGCGGAGGAGGAGGAGGAGGAGGAAGGCAAGGGCAAGGGCAAGCUCUGA
Molecule: messenger RNA, 1362 nt
Organism: Acanthamoeba castellanii str. Neff
Lineage: Eukaryota; Discosea; Longamoebia; Acanthamoebidae
Product: opioid growth factor receptor (ogfr) region protein, putative
Exons: 7
Coding region: 1-1362 (453 amino acids)
Cellular component (GO): membrane
Molecular function (GO): opioid growth factor receptor activity
Source: RefSeq, a predicted model, not a curated record